ACGUAACCCCACAUAUCCAAAAUUAAAGCUGCGAGUAACAACCAAUGGCACGGUACUAUGGCUUCUCUCUCAGCCGCUCCUCCCGUUCGUCUAAUCCCUCCCGCCACCGGCGAUCGACUCGCCUACCGCCCCUCACUCUCCUUCAGCUCCCUCCGAUUCUCUCCCCUGUUCUCCCGCAUCGUCCUGCGUCGGAAGAAUGUUUCUCGAGCGUUUUCCGGUGGGAGAAUCGAUUACUCGACAGUCUCGUCACCGAUAUGUGCAGCGUCGAAACCCGAGCAGCUGAAGCGUGCCCGAGAAGAAAUAAAAGAGCUUUUCAAGACUAAGUUCUGUCACCCUAUUAUGAUUCGGUUGGGUUGGCAUGAUGCUGGUACAUUUGACAAGGAUAUUGAGGAGUGGCCAAAAAGUGGUGGUACUAAUGGAAGUUUAAGAUUUGAAAUUGAACUGAAGCAUGCAGCAAAUGCUGGGCUUGUCAAUGCUCUUAAUCUUCUUCAGCCCAUCAAGGACAAGUAUUCCGAUGUAACUUAUGCAGACUUAUUUCAAUUGGCUAGUGCUACUGCUAUAGAGGAAGCCGGAGGACCCAAAAUCCCCAUGAAGUAUGGAAGAGUAGAUGUAUCUGGACCUGAGGAUUGCCCAGAAGAAGGGAGACUUCCUGAUGCUGGUCCUCCUUCCCCUGCUGACCAUCUUCGUAAUGUAUUCUACCGGAUGGGCUUGAAUGAUAAGGAAAUAGUUGUUCUUUCUGGUGCACACACACUUGGAAGGGCAAGGCCAGACCGUAGUGGAUGGGGCAAACCGGAGACCAAAUACACGAAAGAUGGACCAGGGGCCCCUGGAGGACAAUCAUGGACGGUUCAGUGGUUGAAGUUUGAUAACUCCUACUUUAAGGAUAUUAAAGAAGCGAAGGAUGAAAAUCUGCUAAUUUUACCUACUGAUGCAGUUCUGUUUGAAGAUUCUUCAUUCAAGGAAUAUGCAGAGAAAUAUGCUGAAGAUCAAGAUGCAUUUUUCAAAGACUAUGCUGAAGCCCAUGCUAAGCUUAGUAAUCUUGGAGCUAAAUUUGAUCCACCUGAGGGUUUCUCAUUAGAAGACAGUCCUGCACAAGUCCAACCAGAAAAAUUUGUGGCAGCAACAUAUUCAUCAGGAAAGAGUGAACUCUCAGCUUCCAUGAAGCAAAAGAUGAGAGCAGAGUAUGAAGCAUUUGGAGGCAGUCCAGAUAAGCCUUUACCAUCAAAUUACUUCCUUAAUAUCAUGAUUGUGAUUGCUGUCUUGGCAUUUGUGACAUCUUUGAUUAUGAACUAAAUUUGCUAAGUAACAUAACUAUAUAUAUUUCUAACUAAAAGUAUAGAUGUUCUCAUACAUAUGUGUUCUCGUACUUGUGUGUUUUUUCAUCCCGUUGAAUCUGGUCUGAUCCAUCUUUUGGAUAUAUUUAAUGCCAAAUGCUGGUUGGUUCUCUA
Andrographis paniculata is the source of this 1448-nucleotide messenger RNA. RefSeq names its product probable L-ascorbate peroxidase 6, chloroplastic/mitochondrial. The transcript is spliced from 12 exons. Bases 58 to 1293 code for a protein of 411 amino acids. The record is from RefSeq and is a predicted model, not a curated record. Lineage: Eukaryota; Viridiplantae; Streptophyta; Magnoliopsida; Lamiales; Acanthaceae. Gene Ontology annotation, molecular function: peroxidase activity; heme binding. Gene Ontology annotation, biological process: response to reactive oxygen species; hydrogen peroxide catabolic process; cellular response to oxidative stress.